ACUUUAAAAGUACAGUUUGAAGAUUUGUGGCUCUGAGCGCCAGAGGAGGUUUCUGUUAGUUCUUGAGGAAUCGGAGGAGGAAUUAAAAACUGAUUACCGACAUUUUACUGAUUUAAAUUGAUCGGAAUUACAUCGCAAGACUUUAUAGCGACACAGGAGGAAAAGACACUCCUUCACUCGGCUGUCAGACCGCGGAGAGGCGCUUCUGUCUGCGGCCACCAUGGCUUCCAUUAACGGUACCGGAGGGAGGCGAGAGGAGAAGGGCCGCAAUAUCCAGGUGGUGGUCCGGUGCAGGCCUUUCAACACCAUGGAGCACAGGUCGUCUCACGGAGUCAUCGACUGCGACCAGAGCAGGAAGGAGGUGCUGGUCAGGACAGGCGGCGUGACCGACAAGUCCUCCAGGAAGACCUACACCUUCGACAUGGUUUUUGGCCCGGCUGCGAAGCAGAUCGAUGUCUACCGCAGCGUGGUGUGUCCCAUCCUGGACGAGGUUAUUAUGGGAUAUAACUGCACCGUGUUUGCCUACGGUCAGACAGGAACCGGGAAGACCUUCACCAUGGAGGGGGAGCGGACUCCGAACGCGCAGUUCACCUGGGAGGAGGACCCGCUGGCCGGCAUCAUCCCCCGGACGCUGCACCAGAUCUUCGAGAAGCUCAGCGAGAACGGCACCGAGUUCUCCGUCAAGGUUUCUCUGCUGGAGAUCUACAACGAGGAGCUGUUCGACCUGCUGAGCCCCACCGAGGACGUCAACGAGCGCCUGCAGCUGUUCGACGACCCCCGCAACAAGCGCGGCGUGGUGGUGAAGGGGCUGGAGGAGGUGGUGGUCCACAACAAGGACGAGGUUUACCAGAUCCUGGAGCGAGGAGCAGCCAAGAGGCGGACGGCCUCCACCCUGAUGAACGCCUACUCCAGCCGCUCCCACUCUGUGUUCUCCGUCACCAUCCACAUGAAGGAGAUCACCCUGGACGGCGAGGAGCUGGUGAAGAUCGGCAAGCUCAACCUGGUGGACCUCGCCGGCAGCGAGAACAUCGGCCGCUCCGGAGCUGUGGAUAAGCGGGCCCGCGAGGCCGGGAACAUCAACCAGUCGCUGCUGACCCUGGGCCGGGUCAUCACCGCCCUGGUGGAGAAGAGGCCCCACGUCCCGUACAGAGAGUCCAAACUCACCAGGAUCCUGCAGGAUUCGCUGGGCGGACGCACCAAGACCUCCAUCAUCGCCACCGUGUCGCCGUCCUCCAGCAACCUGGAGGAGACGCUGAGCACGCUGGAGUACGCCAGCCGAGCCAAGAACAUCAUGAACAAACCCGAGGUCAACCAGAAGCUCACCAAGCGGACCCUGAUCAAGGAAUACACGGAGGAGAUCGAGCGGCUCAAACGGGACCUGGCCGCCACCCGAGACAAAAACGGGGUUUACCUUUCAUCAGAGAACUAUGAGAGCAUGGUGACCCAGAUCACGGCUCAGGAGGAGCAGAUCGUCAUGAUGGAGGAGGAGCUCAAGAAGGUGAACGAUCUGUUCCUGGACAGUAAGAGCCGGCUGGAGCAGUGCAGCAUGGACCUGGAUGAGAAGCAGCAGAGACUGGAGGAGACCAGCAGGGAUCUGGAGAAGACCAAGGAGAAGCUGGUGGAGGAGGAGUUCAUCUGCUCGGAGCUCAGCUCGGUCCACGAGUCGCUGUACAGCGCCGCCGGACAGCUGCUGAGCGCCGUCGGUGAGAGCACCAGCGACGUGUCGGGUCUCCACGCCAAGCUGGACCGCAAGACCAAGGUGGAGCAGCACAACAUGCAGACACAGCAGAGCUUCUCCCAGAGGAUGGACGGCGCCUUCAGCAGCCUGCAGCACAGCGUGCAGCAUCACGGCGCCGCCCACGCCCGCAUGCUGACCGGCUACGCCCACGCCGCCGACGGCCUGCUGGUGGGGAACGAGGCCACGCUGCGGGGCGCCCUGGUCACCGUGGAAACGCUGGUGGGCGGAGUCCAGGCGCUGGUGGCGGACAGCGCCGCCCGCUUCCGGGAGAAGGCGGAGCGGCACGAGGCGCUGACCCGGGAGCAGAGGGAGGUUCUGCUGCAGCUGCUGGAGGAGCACCAGCAGGAGGUGCAGGAUGUUCUGGCCGUGCAGACGCUGCCGGGUCUGACCGCCAUCAGGGAGCUCAGUGACGCCCUGCAGGUUUCCAUGGAGACGCAGCGGGAUCUGGCCGAUCAGGUGGAGGCGAUGAAGGAGAACGGAGUCUUCCUCAGUGCUCUGGUUCUGGACCUGGCGGCGCUGCUUCAGGACGCUCGGACCGGACUGAGCGCGCUCCAGGAGGAGCAGGAGCGGCUGAAGCAGCAGAUCCAACGGGCCCAGCAGCGCCACCAGCAGAGGAUGAACCUGGUUACCAUGGAAACCCAGCAGGACUACAGCGAGCUGCACGUGACCUCCAGUACCCUGCAGGGCCCGGUUGAGGAGCUGCAGCAGAACCUCAGCAGCCGCUGGGGCGCGGUGGAGCAGCGUUCUUCGUUGCAGGCGGAGCGUCUGCUCUCCUCCUCUUCCUCUCUGGCCUCUUCGCUGCGCCAGGCGGCCCAUCAGAACCAGGUUCUGCUGGAGGAGAUGAGCGGCCGCUGUUCAGACCUCCACGGCGCUGUGUCAGGCCUGGUGGACCGGGACGCAGAGUGGACCUCCAGAACCAGGGAGCAGGCGGCCCGCCGGGCCCAGGACCUGCUGGUUCUGAUGGAGCAGCUGGCAGAAGAGGCCCAGAGUCUCAAUCAGGGUGUGGAGACCCGAGGUGCCGAGCGGCUUCGGGCUGCCGAGGCGGACCUGAGCGGCCGGCAGGAAGAGAACCGGCGGGUUCUGACGGAUCUGCAGAAGCAGACGGGUUCGGACCUGGUGGUUCUGGAGCGGCAGCAGGCGGAACUGCAGGAGCAGCUGGAGGCGGGUCAGCAGCUGGUCCGAAGCUUCCUGCUGGAGGAGCUGCAGCAGGACGUUCCUACUGGUGUGACUCCUCAGCGCCGGGAGUUUGUUUAUCCCAGGGUUCUGAAGAGGAGCGGCAGGCGCAGCGAGCUGCUGGAGGCGCUGAGGAUGAGGCAGGAGGAUGAAGGCCCAGAGGAGGAGGACAGGCAGAGCCAGGACUCCCUGGAGAACGAUCUCAGCUCCUGCAGCGAGAGUCUGGCCGCCGAGCCGCCCUUUGUCGACGAGAACCUCGUCUUCAACGAGAGCAAGCGGCUUCCUUUCUUCAAGCAGAAGAAAGGCAGCAGGAAGGAGACCAAGGUUCUGUCCAGGUCCAAAAUGGCGGACAGCGAAGGACAGGGCUCUCCAAUAAAGUCGCGGCUGCCGCUGCAUUGCCUGAACUGAACCCGCCGCACACAUCAGUUUUAACAUUUUUCUUGUCCAUUUGUCAUUAAUUUCUUCUUGUUUUUUGUUGUUAACUUGUAAUAAAGCAUGAUUCAUUUUACACUGAGACUA
Xiphophorus couchianus (Monterrey platyfish) is the source of this 3430-nucleotide messenger RNA. RefSeq names its product kinesin family member 11 (gene kif11). The coding region runs from base 221 to 3319 and encodes 1032 amino acids. Gene Ontology annotation, molecular function: ATP binding; plus-end-directed microtubule motor activity; microtubule binding. Gene Ontology annotation, cellular component: spindle microtubule; mitotic spindle; nucleus. Lineage: Eukaryota; Metazoa; Chordata; Actinopteri; Cyprinodontiformes; Poeciliidae. Gene Ontology annotation, biological process: microtubule-based movement; spindle elongation; mitotic spindle assembly. The transcript has 27 exons. The record is from RefSeq and is a predicted model, not a curated record.